This is a messenger RNA of Oncorhynchus nerka (sockeye salmon), 7848 nucleotides long. RefSeq names its product transferrin receptor protein 1-like. NCBI's taxonomy places the organism in Eukaryota, Metazoa, Chordata, Actinopteri, Salmoniformes, Salmonidae. Gene Ontology annotation, biological process: iron ion transport; intracellular iron ion homeostasis. The transcript has 18 exons. Bases 282 to 2597 code for a protein of 771 amino acids. Gene Ontology annotation, cellular component: external side of plasma membrane. The record is from RefSeq and is a predicted model, not a curated record.
AUAUUUUUUUUGCAUUUUGUGGAAUUAUGUUAACGUGAUCUGAAAGUAAAGGGCUUUGUUUCUAUAUCCGUAUAGCUUCACGUUUUUAGAUGGAGUAUGUUGGUUGUUUUGGCUGCCAGAGCAAGUCUACCUCAGAAAAUAAGUCAUUUGGACUAUAAGGAGAAAUCGUAGGCUCUUUAAGAGUACAUUUUGGGCUUAACUUCUGUAUGGGAGGUUUGUCAUGUUCGGUUGAGUCGAGUGCUCUGUAGCUACUCUCAGCACAUGACUUCUGAGAAGCUACCAUGGACCACGCAAGGUCGACAAUAUCCAAAAUUUUCAAUGGAGAGCCUCGCUCAUACACACGCUUCAACCUGACGCAGAACAUGGAGGGUGAGAACAGCCAGGUGGAGAUGAAGCUGUCGUCCGACAUGGACGAGGAGGUGGGCGGUAAUGGCGUGGGGGAGGACCACAACCAUGCCAAGGAACCCUAUGUGGUACACAGGCCGGCCGGGCGCACGCCCAAGAGCGUCUGCUUCAUGGUGGCCACCAUACUCCUCAUCUUCAUCAUCAGCUAUCUGAUUGGCUACCUGUCCCAUCGGAAGAAAGAGUUGGCUCCUCCCAGCUGCUCUAGGUCCACCUUUGAAGAAUCCAUUACCCAGGGUUCCGUUAAGAUGGAGGCGGACCCUCCCAUGGACUGGAAUGACGUGAAGAGACUGCUGGAUGAGAAGAUGAGUGCCUCCAGCUUCGAGAGCGCCUUCAGUGAGUUUGCUAGUGAAAGCCAUCAGGCAGGCUCUGCUGGAGACACUGUGCUGGCCAAGAAGGUGCUGGGAAGGUUCAAAGAGUAUGGCAUGUAUACGUGGACUGACGAUCACUAUGUCAAGCUUGUGGAUCCCCCUGCAUCUGGCUCUAACAAGGUGACCUUCAAAGGGUCUGAUCUUGGAGCACUGAGGGGAUAUCUGGCCUACAGCAAAACUGGAACAGCAAAGGGCGCAGUACUUCACGGCAACUACGGCCAGAUGGACGACCUGAGGAAACUGCAGGAUAAGAACAUUGCCUUGGACGGGAGGGUCCUUCUGGUCAGAUCUGGAAAAAUAAGCUUUGCUGAGAAGGUGGCCAACGCAGCCAAGCUGAAUGCCUCUGCUGUUCUCAUCUACCCUGCUGACGACAGAAGGAUCGGAGUGUCCACUCAGCUCUUUGGCCAUGUCCAUCUUGGCUCUGGUGACCCUUACACCCCUGGGUUUCCCUCCUUCAACCAUACCCAGUUUCCCCCUGUCCAGUCGUCAGGCCUCCCCAGCAUCCUGGCCCAGACCAUCACAGUCAGCAUGGCCAAAACUAUCGUGAAGGAAAUGGAAGGGAAAAGCGCCCCUACUGGUUGGGAAGGGGUAGGAAAACUGGGAGAUAAUGACGAUAUGGUCACGGUGGAGGUCAACAACGUCCUGGCUGAGAAGUUGAUCGUCAACGUGUUUGGAGUCAUCAAAGGCUUUGUGGACCCAGAUCGUUUUGUGGUUAUGGGUGCUCAGAGGGAUGCCUGGGGUCCAGGCUUCGCCAGCUCCACAGUGGGCACCAGUGUGUUGGUGGAGUUGGCCCGCACCAUCUCAGACAUGGUGAAAAAUGAUGGCUUCAAGCCCAGGAGGAGCAUCGUUUUUGCCAGCUGGAGUGCUGGAGAGUAUGGGAGUGUUGGCGCCACCGAGUGGUUGGAGGGUUAUUUGUCUUCUCUGAACAUGAAAGCCUUCUCUUACAUCAACCUGGAUGGAGUUGUAACAGGUUUCCCAACAUUCAAAGCCUCGGCCAGCCCUUUAAUGAACACACUCAUCCAGAGAACGCUACGGGAGGUGAACACUCUCAGUGACUCCGGUACACUCUACUCUGCAGUCCCCGGGGUCAACUGGGAGGCAGCAGUCAUGGAGCCUCUGAGGCUAAAUGAUCCCGCUUAUCCCUUCAUCACCUUCUCCGGCAUCCCAUCCGUCUCAUUCCGUUUCACCACAGAGGGUGAGGAAUACCCAUUCCUCGGGACACUGGAUGAUACACGCGACAAGCUGUAUGGUGCCACGUCCAACCAGGUAGCCAAGCUGGCGGUGUCCGCAGGGCAGUUUGCCGGGAGAAUAGCCCUGCGGCUGGUCCACGACCACCUGCUGCGCCUGGAUGUGGAGAAAUACACCCGCCAGAUCCGCACCCACGUGUUCGCCAUUAACUCCAAGAUCAAAACGGUGCAGAGUAUGCAGCCCCAGCUGUUGCCUAAGUCGCUGUCUGUCCAGUGGCUGAUGUCUGCGACGGGCUCCUACAGCCGAGCCGCCAGUAGCCUGGCCACUGAAAUCGAUAAUAGUAACCUGGAGGACGCAGAGCUGUGCCGGAACAUCAACGACCGCAUCAUGAGUGUGGAGAGGGACUUCCUGUCCCCAUACGUGUCUCCCAGAGAGACCCCGUUCCGUCACAUCCUGGUGGGCUCCGGCUCCCACACCCUGAAGGCUCUGUCGGACCACUUGGACACCCUGCAGAUUGACCACUCAGACGCCAACGCUGAUCUGUUCCGGAUUCAGUUUGCUUUGGCAACCUGGACCAUCCAGGGCUGCGCCAACUCACUGGCGGGGGAAGUCUGGUCCACAGAUAACAUGAUCUAAGCCGGUCUCGACAUGUCCUAUUAAACAAAACAACCAAUAUAGCCAUCGCUCAAGGCACCCUCAGUUAGGCUCAACCAUUCAGGAAAAUUAAAUGGAAGUGUUCUGUAUCGAUAUCAAUAACUCAACCUCCUUUUUUUUUCAUAUGCAUUGCAACUCAUCAGUACGAUAUGCUGUACUUUACCUUCCACACAAGGCCCCAAAAAAUAACACUUAAAUUCAACUGCCUUAAAUUUCACUUGUUUGUGAAAUUAGUGAAAAGCCAUGUAUCACUCUUGUGAGGGAAAAAAAAUGAAAUGCAUUUCUUAACGCCGUAUUUGAAUUUAUAUUGGUGCUAAAUACGAAUGACUAAUGGCCUACAAAUGUCACCGUACUUACUAGUAUGGCAAUAACGCAGUUUUGGCCCAAUAUCCAAGGUCACAAACACCUAAAUUGUGUGUGUAAACUCUAGAGGUACUUUGCGAUUACAACAGAAAGGUUAUUAUGGUACUAUUACCACCUAUGAACAAAAUCACAAAAAAAUAAUUUACAAUCUGAGACCGCUGUUAUUUCUACACUGUUACUUUACAUUGGAUUCAAACCUGGGCUGUUUUUUUAUAGAGAUUAAGGUGCUGAAAACUUUAGAACAAGACCUGGUCUGAGAGCUGUUGCCAGAUGGGUUUAAAUUUACAUUCAGUUCAGAAAGUAACACAGAAUAGAUCGUUAUCAAUAAAAGGUCACUAUUGGAUUUGCCUGCUUGGCGGCGAGGAGACCACCGCUCUGCUAAAACCAGGGGCAACUGCGUGCCCUUUUUUCAAGGGAUUGUUAAAUCAAUUUUGAACUAUUUGGUUGUAAUAUAAUCCCCCUCCUUGAAGAGCAUAGUCAGAAUUUACAGAAGUACGACUUUUUUUUUCUCCCUUUCAACCAAUUGAGCACAUUUUAGAUACGUGAGGGCAAGCCUCUCAACAUCCCUCAAUAUUGGCCACCAUUAAUUGGAUAUUUUAAGUGCUAAAAAAAAGUUAGCCACUCAUUCUUGUCAUGUUGUUAAGGUUAAUUGCCCCAUCUUUUGUGGGCUCUGCUUGUCAAGCUGCAGAAGGGUACAUUUGCAGAUGUAAUGUGUACGUUGCAAGCUACCGGUCGGCGGUUUGUACAGUUGGCUAAACGUAUGUAUGUAUGUAUGUGUGUAUAUAUAUAUGUAUAUAUAUAUAUAUAUAUAUAUAUACACAUAUAUGUGUUUAGCUCUUUCCUAAAGCCUAAUCUCUGAUGAAGCUAAAUGAGUUUUAGCUAGCUACAUGCCAAAUGGCUAGGCUACCUUCCCUCACGUAUCUUAAACGACAUGAUACAUGGAUGUUUACUUGCAAUGAGAAAGCAUGCAGUGACUGCUAAAUGUGCAAUAAUCAGGAAUGUGGUGUUCUGACUAUGCUCUUCAAGAAGUGAUGAUAUUAAAAACCUAAAUAGUUAUAAUAUUGAUUUAACCAUUCCCUUAAACGGCACAUAUAGUUGUCAAUGGUUUUAGCGACGCUGCAGUCAAAUCGAAUGCUUCGCCACAUUUGACACACUAUUGAUAACGACCUGUUGACCUGACCCUUCACUGAGCCCUGCCUGCCUUGGUUACUGUUGCCACCGGGAAGCCCAAUUCUCCAUUCAACCACUGUUGAAAUCUUCUCACAAUGAUCUCAAACUGUGUUUUCGAAUACACAAUGAAAUUAGACAGACUGACUGUGACUACCCCUUGCUAAUCAGGAAGCUCUUGGGUAUGUUGUGGUUGCAUGCCAUUACAAUUGCUUCAGGGGAACCUGGUAAAAAAAAUAAUUGUACUUUAGCUAGCCACUGAAUGGCUCUGAAAUCAUUGUCGGCAUGCAGUUAAAGCUAUAACCACUUUUGGCGCUAACUAGUGCCCUCAAACCAUAUCCUGAUGUCGACAGCAGUAUAAGCUAAAAACCAAGCUAGCUAGCUAAAACAAUUUAGCUAGCGUUAGCAAGCUUGGUGGUCAGCGACAGAGCUAGCUAAACUAGAAAACAAAAUGUAUAUAAUUUUGGAUUCAAAAAAUACUCCAACAGGGUCUAUUUCAGGAAUCACAGUAGCAAGUAUUCCUUGUGCAUAUUUCAAAUAUUUAUCCAUUUGAAUAAAGUUUGAAAAAAUAUUUUUUGCCAUAGAUGGGUUGGCGUGGCUUAGCGAAGGGUCAUUUGAACCAUGUAAAGUGAGACCAUCUAACCUAGUUACUGAUGUUCAGUUGUCCUGAGACCUAAAGGCUAAAGCCCUUUGUUUUUUUUUACGCCUCAAGCAACAUGUACCUUACACCACGCUUGUGAGCUCUUUCAAAAUGGCCUCCUGCUGACAUGAAUACAAUAGCGAGGACUUUUAAACCUGGGGCGAAAGGGUCUUCACCACAUGGCACUGAAAAGGUCUAUUUAUUUCCUUGUUUAUUUAUCAGUGACAGGGUUCACUAUAAAUGGUGUUUUUUUUUUAAACUACUUUUUAAACAUGUAUAAUUAUCGGGAGCAGUGUCUUCCAUAAUUAUGACAGUAAUACUGUCGAAAUGACAAAGCAGCAUCUGCUAUGGAAGUGUACCUGUCAGACCGACUAACCCAUACUAGAGACCAGCCCAUACUUCAGUCCAUUCAGUCACCUACUUACCAACCGACUGCGAGUUAGCCGUAAAUAUAUUCCCCAAUUAAAUCUCAAACAGAUGUUCAAAAUACAUUGAAAACAGCACAACCAAAGUUUGUUUCCUAAAAAAUUAAUAAAUAAUUCAACCGUUAUUUCACUCGGCAAUCAGUUAAGAAAAAAGUAUUAUUCAUAAUGACGGCCUACCCCGGCCAAACACUAAUGACGCUGGGCCAAUUGUGCACCACCCUAUGGGACUCCCAAUCACGGCCUGUUGUGAUACAGCCUGGAAUCGAACAAGGGUCUGUAGUGACACCUCUAGCACUGAGAAGUAAUACCUUAGGCUGCUGUGCCACUCAGGAGCCCAAAUUGCCUUUUUAGAUUAACACAAAACUCAAGGCGGUUUCUAGUACAGGUCUCUUGGUGAAUGUACACUUUCUCAUCCUGAAACAUUAUCGGGAGCAGUGUCUUCCAUAAUGUGAAGAAGAAGGUAGUUUUUGUCUACCAGCGUGUCCUUAUCGGAGGCAGUGACCUCCAUAUUUCACUGUAGGGUGGAUGUGAUUUAUUAUCGGGAACAGUGUUUCCCAUAAUGUUGUGUAUAUAAUGUCUGCGUCCGCAUCUUUUGCGGUGGUUGCUGUUCCCUGUCAUGUUGUCGCAACCCCCUAUAACCGUGUCACUCUGUAGUCGGCUAGUAUUUGAUUUCUACCAGGUGCUGUUCUUCCUCUUGUUGACUAUCCAUAAGGAAUUGAUAGUGUGAACCUGAAACAUCCAUUGAUUGGGUAAAUGUUAAAGCUGAGACUGACCGAUUUGUCGUCAAAAGGGUUUAAUGUUUUCACAAAAGAUUGAGACCUGGAUCUUAUUUCCUGUAUGAUUCUGUUCGUAUGACAAUAUCGGUUACACUUAACAUAAAGCCUGCACUGAAGUAUAAUGCUUUAUUACUUAUAGGCAUGUAUGAGCCAUUUUAUAAUGUCAUAUUCUAAGACUUAUAGUAUGCUUUCUCUUUAUGUAGGACUUCUUUUGUCCGGAUCAUUUAUGAAACCAAUCAGAAAACAUUCUUAUGACAAGUCUUACAAUGCAUUAUACCCACAAUGCAUUAUAACCACUGCAGGCUUUUAAUAAAGUGUUACCAAGUUAUAUAUAUAUAUUUUUCUUAUUCUCCCUUUUUUUGGGUUGCUGUACAUUCUGUUCUCGUUAGGGGCUUAGGCUAUCUGUGCCUUGUUAUGUUGUGAAUGGUAAUUAAUGUAGAGAAAUCCUGGCGUAAUGAAGUCUUCUCUGUGGUGUAUAUUGUUUUUGCUUUAUCAAUACUUUGCAGACAUCGUAGUUCUUGAUUUAAGAUGUGCGAGUAUAAUUUGGAUGCGUUUUGAAAGUCUCAUUUUGUUAGCUUAGAGCUAGAAUCCGCUGUUGAAACAAUAACAAAGGGUGACUUUGUUGUCCUUAAGCCAACUUUUAUUUUCCUUUUACUCUGUGUUAGUAGAAAUGCUGGGGGAUGGGCCUAGAGAAAUGAAACCACUCUCAAAUUGACAGAGCUAUGGUUCCAAGGACUGACUCCAGGACAUCUAUCAAACUCAUUCCGUGGAGGCCCGCGUGUAUGCAGGUUUCCGCUCCACACUUGUACUUGAUUGAAUUAAGGUCGCUAAUUAGUAAAACUCACGUCACCUGGUUAUCUAGUACUAAAUUGAAACGAAAAACCCCGCAGACACUGCCCUCUGGAAUGAGUUUGACACCCCUGAUUCAUGAUAUCAAAAUGAGAGUUUUAACCAUGUUUUGAGGCUAUACAGUAUUUUACAUUUUCUUUGUUUUACAUUGGAGGAAAACAAGCUUAUAUAUUGGGUUCAGAUGGGGUAUGCCAGUUGAACUAAGCUCAUUAAUAAGGCAUUCAUAAUUUAUAUUCUUGAAUAUUCAAUUGGUGUAUAUACAUUUAAAAAAAAAAUGUAAGUCCAAAAUGGAUGUAGCAACUGCGGAUUCCAGCGUUAAGCUCAAAGUCAUUGUUUUUGAGAGAAGUCUACCCUAUACUAUUACACUCAUAGGUUAUAAACAGGCUUGAUUAUGACUGUUGGAAAAUAACAUUAAUAUUUGAAAAAAUGUCUAGAACAACUUCCUAACUUACACAGCAGACAAAGAAUUUCUUAAACUUUUUAUUUAUUUGUUUUACGGGACACAAUUUACUGAGCAUAUAAAUAUUUGACCAUCAGACACUCACGGUUGUUCGACAGGUAGACCUGAGUUGUCAGGUCACAUUGGCAGAGUCAAAAUUGCAUGAACCAAAUUGUCAGGGAUUACCACACUGAAAUGGCUAUUUUCCUGCAUAUUAGUUAGACUUGGCAUUUUACAUUUAACCACUCUAAACUGGAAAGUAUGCUACAGUCAGAUUAUUCAGUAUGUUAAUUUAAAGCUAAAGUAUUGGCCCAAACUGUGAUGCCCCACAAAGGUGUAAUUGGUGUAUUGAUUGUUGAGUUAUGAUAGAAAAUGUCCUACAAUGUAUGUUUUUGAGGAUUGGAUUAAAUCACUUCCCUUUGGUGGGCACUUAAAUAAAAAAUUUAAAAAGCCUGGAAAAAACGAUGUAGCAUAUUUUGAAAAGAUGACUUAUUGGAUGUUGGAGUUUCUUUUGUUUAGGACUACGCAAAAUUGCUUGUCUCCUGUGUUUGCUGCAAUAAAUCAUUACACAGGU